Polyodon spathula (Mississippi paddlefish) is the source of this 1872-nucleotide messenger RNA. RefSeq names its product MAP kinase-activated protein kinase 3-like. The transcript is spliced from 10 exons. Gene Ontology annotation, molecular function: calcium/calmodulin-dependent protein kinase activity; calmodulin binding; calcium-dependent protein serine/threonine kinase activity. Gene Ontology annotation, cellular component: nucleus; cytoplasm. Lineage: Eukaryota; Metazoa; Chordata; Actinopteri; Acipenseriformes; Polyodontidae. The record is from RefSeq and is a predicted model, not a curated record. Bases 584 to 1756 code for a protein of 390 amino acids. Gene Ontology annotation, biological process: intracellular signal transduction; protein autophosphorylation; toll-like receptor signaling pathway.
GAGUCACCGCUGCCCUCCUGAAACUGAACCCGAGCGGCACGGAGUCACCGCUGCCCUCCUGAAACUGAACCCGAGCAGCACGGAGCAUUCUAUUGCCAGCUUCAAAUGGUUAUGCUUCGCUUCCUAUGAACGGAGCAAGGGGAGCUGGAUCUGGGGGAUACAACCUAGUGGGCUUUCAGCUAAUUAUAUAUACACACAUAUAUAUAUAUAUAUAUAUAUAUAUAUAUAUAUAUAUAUAUAUUACACACACACACAAGGAACAAUAAACUUUUUUUUAGUGUGGGAACAAAGCAGUUUUGUGGUUACUAAGGGUACUUGAUCAUUUACUAAAAAGAAAAAAAAAAAAGUUGGAGCCAUCAGUAAAAGUUGGGAAUUGUAUCUGGAUCCUUGGCUUCGUUGAUGUAGACGCUUACACACGGGACUUUGGCAGUAUAUAGUUCUGCUUUUUAAGUUUUUGGAUUUCUGAACUUGGUCACCUGCACUCUACGGGAUUAUCUCACCUGCCUGCCCUUUUCAUCUUUCCCAAAUUAAAUUCGCCCGGUGUUGACCCGUGACACUGUGACCGGGUCUCACGAACGCAACCAUGCUGCGCAAUGGAAACGCACAAGAAAACCCGACCCAGACCGAAGCAGGUGGAAAAGCCCUCGCAGAGCCCGCGACCAGCCCCACGCAUUUCCCCCUCCACACCUACCCCAAACUGGAGAUCAAAAAGAACGCUGUCACUGACGACUUCAGAGUGUCCAGCCAGGUCCUGGGGCUGGGCAUCAAUGGCAAAGUGCUGGAGUGCUACUGCAAGAAAACCGGCGAGAAGUGCGCGCUGAAGAUCCUGCACGACAGCCCGAAGGCUCGGCGCGAGGUGGAGCUGCACUGGAGAGUGUCCGGCGGGCCCCACGUGGUGAGGAUCAUCAGCCUGUACGAAAACAUGCACCACGGCAACAAGUGCCUCCUCAUCGUCAUGGAGUGCAUGGAGGGAGGGGAACUGUUCAGCAGGAUCCAGGCUCGGGGAGACCAAGCGUUCACUGAAAGGGAGGCAUCGGAAAUCAUGCGAGAUAUCGGCACGGCUAUCGAGUACCUGCACCUGAUGAACAUUGCUCACCGAGACGUGAAGCCUGAGAACCUGCUGUACACGGUGAAGGAACAGAACGCUGUUCUCAAGCUCACAGACUUCGGCUUUGCGAAGGAGACCACGAUGCACAACUCGCUGCAGACACCCUGCUUCACUCCCUAUUACGUGGCUCCGGAGGUGCUGGGCCCCGAGAAGUACGACAAGUCCUGUGACAUGUGGUCUCUGGGGGUCAUCAUGUACAUCCUUCUGUGUGGAUUCCCUCCCUUCUACUCCAACACGGGCCAGGCCAUUUCUCCCGGGAUGAAGAGGCGGAUCCGCAUGGGCCAGUACGAGUUUCCCAACCCAGAGUGGGCGGAAGUCUCAGAGGAAGCAAAGCAGCUGAUUCACCAGUUGUUGAAGACAGACCCCAGCGAGAGAAUGACAAUCUCACAGUUCAUGAACCACCCCUGGAUCAAAUCAAUGGUGGUGCCGCCGACGCCCCUGCACACAACGAGGGUCCUGCAGGAGGACAAGGAGAUGUGGGACGAGGUCAAGGAGGAGAUGACCAGUGCUUUGGCCACGAUGCGCGUCGACUACGACCAGGUCAAGAUCAAGGACCUGGACACCUCCAGCAAUCCGCUGCUCAACAAGCGGCGAAAGAAAGCAGCUGGGGGCAAGGGGGGCUCGUCCACAGUGUGCAAUAGCCAGUGAAGACCCCCCUGCAGGAAUAAAACCGAACUGCAGCUCUACACUGUGCGGGAACGAGCAGAUCACAAUAGAAAGAACACUGUGUGUGUGUGUGUGUGUGUGUGUGUGUGUGUGUGUGU